GCAGGAAAGGAAAAAGCGCCAAUCUCUCUCUCUCUCUCUCUCUGUCUCUCUCUCUCUCUCUCUCUCUCUCACACACACACACACACGCCCUGCAGCUCUGAAACACACUCUGUUCUACUGAAAAGGAGAAGAGAGGGGGAAGAAAGGAGGAGAAAAAGGCUGAAAAUCGAAAGUUUGCGCGAGAAACUCGGCCGCAUCACCGCUGGAUGGGAGAAGAAGUUGUCUUAGGAGCUGUUUGCUGACGUCAUAAUUUUUCUUUUUUUAAAAAACACAAACAUUUUGAAAUAAAAUAAAAGAAAGAAAGAAAGAAAGAGGAUCAAAAAUGCCGAAAACGAUCAGUGUUCGUGUGACUACGAUGGAUGCGGAGCUGGAGUUCGCCAUCCUGCCCAACACCACCGGCAAGCAGCUCUUCGAUCAGGUGGUGAAGACCAUCGGCCUGAGGGAGGUGUGGUUUUUUGGCCUGCAGUACCAGGACACCAAGGGCUUCCCAACCUGGCUCAAACUCAACAAGAAGGUGACAGCGCAGGACGUGCGUAAGGAGAGCCCACUGUUGUUUAAGUUUCGGGCGAAGUUUUACCCGGAGGACGUCUCUGAGGAGCUGAUACAGGAGGCCACGCAGAGACUCUUCUUUCUGCAGGUGAAGGAGGGAAUUCUGAAUGAUGAUAUCUACUGCCCCCCUGAGACCGCCGUGUUACUCGCCUCAUACGCCGUUCAGGCCAAAUACGCCGACUACAACAAAGACGUACACACACCUGGAUACCUGUCCAACGACAAGCUCCUCCCCCAGAGAGUUCUGGAGCAGCACAAGCUGAAUAAGGAGCAGUGGGAGGAGCGAAUUCAGGUGUGGCAUGAGGAACACAAGAGCAUGCUCAGGGAGGACUCGAUGAUGGAGUACCUGAAGAUUGCUCAGGAUUUGGAGAUGUACGGCGUGAACUACUUCAGCAUUAAGAAUAAGAAAGGCACGGAGCUGUGGCUGGGCGUGGACGCGCUCGGACUCAACAUCUACGAGCAAAACGACAAGAUGACGCCGAAGAUCGGUUUCCCGUGGAGCGAGAUCAGAAACAUCUCCUUCAACGACAAGAAGUUCGUCAUCAAACCCAUCGAUAAGAAAGCACCGGACUUUGUGUUCUACGCCCCUCGUCUGCGCAUUAAUAAGCGUAUCCUGGCCCUGUGUAUGGGGAACCACGAGCUGUACAUGCGGCGCAGGAAACCCGACACCAUCGAGGUGCAGCAGAUGAAGGCGCAGGCCAAAGAGGAGAAAAACCACAAGAAGAUGGAGAGGGCCAUGCUGGAGAACGAGAAGAAGAAGAGAGAGCAGGCAGAAAAGGAGAAGGAGAAGAUUGAGAAGGAGAAGGAGGAGCUGAUGGAGAGACUGAGACAGAUCGAAGAGCAGACCAAGAAAGCUCAACAAGAGCUGGAAGAGCAGACCCGCAGAGCGUUGGAGCUGGAGCAGGAGAGGAAGAGAGCACAAGAGGAAGCAGAGCGUCUGGAGAAAGAGAGACGGCUCGCAGAGGAGGCCAAAGUCACCUUGCUGCAGCAGUCUGAGAACCAGAUGAAGAACCAGGAGCACCUGGCCACUGAGCUGGCAGAGCUUACCUCUAAGAUCUCUCUGCUAGAGGAUGCGAAGAAGAAGAAGGAGGAGGAAGCCUCACUGUGGCAGCAGAAGGCCACCUUGGUCCAGGAGGACCUGGAGAAGACGAAGGAGGAGCUGAAGAACACGGUGAUGGCGGCUCACGUGCAGGAACCCGUUCACGGAGAGAGUGAUCACGACGAGAGUGAUGAGAGCAGUGCGGAGGCCAGUGCCGAACUUACCAACGCUGCUGCGUAUAAGGACCGCAGCGAGGAGGAGCGCAUGACCGAGGCUGAGAAAAACGAACGAGUGCAGAAACACCUGCAGGCUCUGAGCACGGAGCUGGCUAACGCUCGUGACGAGACGAAGAAAACGCAGAACGACAUCAUCCAUGCGGAGAACGUGCGAGCCGGGCGUGACAAAUACAAGACGCUCCGGCAGAUCCGUUCCGGAAACACCAAACAGCGUAUCGAUGAGUUCGAGUGCAUGUAAACGCCCAAUCGCCAUGAGCGGCCAGCAGGGGGAGCCACAACCUGCCCACAAUUCCACAGCUCUCAACACCAAGCACAGGCUACAAAUUAGAGUGAAAACGGGAAUAGCAAACAUUAUAGGGGCUACUGUAUCUUUAUAAGGGAGAUUACGCAUCUUUUGUAAUUUUUUUUUUUUGACCUUUAUAAUAAUAUAUAUAAACAUAUAUAAUCUAUAUUUUUGAAACUGCAUGAUGGUUUUAAGAUCAGUUCUGUAGUUCUACUGAUUUGAAGUUAGUCAAAUGAUUCUGUAGAUCACAUUCCCGAGACAGAGUCGCUUUUUCAGUGCCAAUUUAUAUACCAUGUGCCGUUAAUGUUAUAUUUUCACUUCCUUUUUUUUGGUAUACUGACAUACUCUAUAAUAACUUCACCUUAUACACUGAGGUUAUUAUUUGCAAUCAGUGCCAUUCUGAAGAAGCAGCAUGUUUGUAGUUUGAUUUUUUUCCAGUUUAUACCUCUUUAAAAAGGGCUUUACAAGUCUUGUAGCAAAUUUCAUGCUUUUUUUAAAAAAAAAAAAAAAUUGUGACAUCAUAAUUCCUACAGGUCUAAAAAACACAAACGGUAUCAUUUUUUCUGAUUUAAU
Pangasianodon hypophthalmus (striped catfish) is the source of this 2680-nucleotide messenger RNA. It is a transcript of the gene msna, whose product is annotated as moesin a. Gene Ontology annotation, biological process: positive regulation of protein localization to early endosome; regulation of organelle assembly; regulation of cell shape. The coding region runs from base 323 to 2062 and encodes 579 amino acids. The record is from RefSeq and is a predicted model, not a curated record. The transcript is spliced from 14 exons. Gene Ontology annotation, cellular component: plasma membrane; adherens junction; apical part of cell. NCBI's taxonomy places the organism in Eukaryota, Metazoa, Chordata, Actinopteri, Siluriformes, Pangasiidae. Gene Ontology annotation, molecular function: cell adhesion molecule binding; actin binding.